AUGACGCAAAAUAUUCUGUCGCUGCCUCAAGAUAUUCACUCUCUUAUUUUCUCCAAGCUCAGGCUCAAUGAUAUUUUACGUCUGCGGCAGACAUGUUCUGCUUUCUCGUUUGGCAUUUCAAACGACAAACAGCUUUGGACUUACUUGUUCAAACAGCACGUAAUACGAAACUCGUUGCCUGUCCCGCACUAUUUACGUUGCAUCAAGGACGUUGAAGCGCGUGACAUUGAGUCAUUGGUGAAGCAUGCAGUUUUAUUAGAUAGAGAUUAUGCGACGAUCUGGAGGAAGCUUCACGUACGCAGAAUAGAAAACAGCCGCGAUUCAGCUAUAACUUGGCUUAGACUGAUCCGAGGACGUUGGGCCCUUGUUGCUUCAGCAGACAUGAAUAGGUGCGAACUCACAAUAUGGGAUAUACCGCCGAAAGGAGAGAUGAAGCUUGCUGCGAAGGCAUUCGUGGAGGCACCUGUCACUGACGGAAUAGUAGAUGAAUCCGACACUCAAGUGCAAUGUGCACUUACCAUAGGAACUUCGUAA
Molecule: messenger RNA, 534 nt
Organism: Fomitiporia mediterranea MF3/22
Lineage: Eukaryota; Fungi; Basidiomycota; Agaricomycetes; Hymenochaetales; Hymenochaetaceae
Exons: 2
Coding region: 1-534 (177 amino acids)
Molecular function (GO): protein binding
Source: RefSeq, a predicted model, not a curated record